Messenger RNA from Meira miltonrushii, 4535 nucleotides. RefSeq lists its product as uncharacterized. The transcript has a single exon. Gene Ontology annotation, cellular component: nucleus. NCBI's taxonomy places the organism in Eukaryota, Fungi, Basidiomycota, Exobasidiomycetes, Exobasidiales, Brachybasidiaceae. Gene Ontology annotation, molecular function: transcription coregulator activity; protein binding; double-stranded DNA binding. The coding region runs from base 213 to 4535 and encodes 1440 amino acids. The record is from RefSeq and is a predicted model, not a curated record. Gene Ontology annotation, biological process: regulation of transcription by RNA polymerase II.
CCAAUUCACCAACAAUCCAGACUUGGCACGGAGGAGCGUGGGACAUCUGAUACGAUAACGUCCUCACCCAUUCACUUCCUUCUCUAAUAUCACAUCUCGCCCAUCGAAUUGUUUUUGACGAUACAAUAUCUUCUUUUUGAUCGCCAAGGGUAGUGCAUAUAUUUGCUACAGAUCCGCAACACCCACGUCACCUUCGUCAUACUAUAUUCAUUAUGAACAUCACAGCCGACGCACAACCAUCGUAUCUGUUUCAAUCAUAUCAAACAGGCGAAAAUAACGACUCACCUCCAAGUUUGACAAACAGCAGCGAAUCGCCCCGUUCGACGUCAGAGGAAGGCGGCUCUUCUUCACCGCGUGCAUCGUCAUUUAGCGGCAGUACUCUUUCCACAAAACCAAACCACGCCCUUGGUAAUCAGAGGCCUGUAACAUUCACAUCGCAUACUCAGCAUCCGGUCAAUCUAGCAGAUGAAGACGAAGAUAAUUCUAUAGCAGAACAAGCAAUGAGCCCAAAUUGGGAAUCUGUCUUUGGCUCUGCCGCUGAUACACCGGAAAGCAUGGACUUUACCAAAGAAAACGCCGCUACUCCUGACAUCAAACAGGAAAAUCAGCAAUCUUCUACCAUUUCCCGAAAAGUGGCCGGAAAUGUAGGAGGCAGCAACGAUUCAACCGCAUAUCCGGCCACCAAAUGGCAAUCGGCAGAGGAUACAAAGAUGACAGAUGAUGCUAUGUUUGAAUCAUUGAUACAGCAGGAGAACUUCGAUCAAUCCGCCGGCACAGAUGCUCGGGAGGAUGAAAGUGUGGGCAGCGAAACAAGUGGUCAAAAGAUCAGUAAUAUGACCGCUAAAUCACAGUCAUUCGACCCAUCCGCUAUUUCGGCACUAUCUUCCCGCAGAAACUCCAACGAAAGUGAUCAAAUGAAAUAUCCAAGAGCUUUGCACUCGGGAUCGCACUACAGCCAUACCUCGGACGCAGACCUCCCCUCUUCUUCUCAGGUCGUCGUUCGUCCACCUCUGGAGGAGUUGAAGGGUCUGCAGGUACAUGUACAUGGUAUCUCAUUUGCUGGUGCUAAAUCUCGUGUGGAAACACAAAUUCGACUUCGAUUGGAGCUUGUACGACCUACGACCGAAGGGGAAGCAUCCACGUCUAAUUCGACUUUUGAACGCAUCGGCGUUUUUGAUCAUGUCAAAUUGCCACCUUUGACAGGCACAAAGCGAAGAUCGAAAAAGCAUAAACAGGCGGAUGUGGCUACAGAGAAGACAUUGUUCAUGGAUGCGGCCGUUGUUCGUGCAACACCACCACAUGAAAGAGUCUUUGUUUGCAAAAGCUGCCAACAGCGCGAAAAGAAGCGUGCUCAACGCAGAAAAUCCGGUGCCAAGAAGGAUGAAGGAAAAGAUGAAGAUGAUCAGCAAUACACAUUGGAAGAUUAUCAAGAAUUAGGCAUCGAUCCAGAUUCUGCCAAUGCAAAAGCUGAAAUCAAAAGACGAUCAGAAGAGGAAGCAGAGAAACGUGUGGUGGUAUUCAAUUGCGGUGAUUUUGUCAAUUUCGAAGAGGGACAAUGUGUUCUACCAACACGGAUUACAUGCUACUGUCGUCAUCAUCGGGAAAAGACUGGAUUCUGUCUAAUUUUCACAAUGCGAGACUAUCGCGGCAAUUUAGUUGCAUCCGGCUCUACUCCUCCAAUCAUGAUCACGGAUGACCACAAAUCUGUUGCUGCAGCUGCGGCUGCUGCAGCGGCUGCCGCCAACACCAGCACAAACUCAGAUAAUAUCCGCCGUGUGGAUGGGUCACGCAGUCGAGCUGGCUCAUCAGAGAACACCCUUGAAGGAUCUGCAGUUGCAGGCAAAGGUGGUGAAUCUAAUGCAGCAGCCAUGACAAACGGAAACUCCACUGCUGCUAAAGGACGAAAAGCCAGACGUGCAACUAGAAGCAAACCAUACGGUGAUGUUGAAGAGCGCAAUGCAUCCCGAAGGAGCGGAACAGCAGCAAGUCUUUCCACAGGUCAGAAUACACCUGCGAUUGCUCAAUCGCCUCCUACAUCGCAGCCUGAUAUCAACAAUCCUGACUUUUGGAAUGCAUUUGCAGCAAUGGCCAACGUUGCUGGAAGCCCAACGGCAAGUUCACGGGCAAGUCAAGGUGUUCAAACACCACAAACUGAAGUCACCUCACCCAUGCAACAAGCACGAUCUCUUUCCAUGCAAGGUAUGGGUAUGGGACUGCCACAACAGCAGCAACAGCAGCAUUUGCUCAGUGCUUUGCAGCAGUUACCACAGCAUCCAGCAAGCCCUCCUAACUUGGAUGCAAUGCAACAGUGGGCAGCAGGAAUGGCAGCACAAGGCUCGAUAUCCUCCCAAACACUCAAUGUUGGACCGCAAAGCGUGCCUGGCUUUGAUUUGAAUACGUUUAUGCAAAGUAUUCAACGAGGUCAAGGAAAUGGAGAUCAAAAUAUGCAAAAUUUGUUAAUGUUGGCACGCUCUUUGCCGGGAAUGACCAUGGACGCCAAUCUUGCUGGAAAUCAAGCCAGUGCUUCGGGAUCUGCUCAAGCGUCAAAUACACCUAUUCCCUCCAUAUCUAAAUUGAUUCCUGGAGAAGGACCUACGAGCGGAGGUAUUGAGGUGACAGUCUUGGGUGAGAAUUUCGUUGAUGGUUUGACAUGCUACUUUGGAGACAUUCCUGCAACAAGUACAAGAGUUUGGGGUAGCAAUACUCUUUUAUGUCUCCUGCCACCAAGUGCUUCACCUGGACCAGUUGCUGUCACCGUGAAAGGACCUGGAUCGCAAGACCACAAUGUGGAACGGUUCAAUAAUUCUCUACAGUUGUUCACAUAUAUCGAUGCAACUGAUCGUGCAUUGAUGGAAUUGGCAUUGCAGGUUGUCGGAUUGCAAAUGACUGGUCAAAUGCAAUCGGCACGGGAUGUUGCUAUGCGGGUUGUGGGAUCAGGACCAAAUCAAAAUAUCACCAGAUCGCAAGGCAAUGGCAACUCUAGCGGCGGUUCGCAAGGCGGCACCACUCACUCGAGAAAUGCUGUUGCAGGGUUAUUUGCCACUAUGUCUGGAAAUCAAUCAUUCCAAGAUUCGGUAAUGGGAUUCUUGCGCUUAUUGGAUGUUGAUCUUGAACAAAAUGACUCAAUCAGAAGAUGGAGAAGAGACGCAGUACGCUUGUCCAACAAGCAAGGUCACACUCUUUUGCAUCUUGCCGUCAUUUUGGGCUUCCAUAGAUUGGCUUCUGAUCUCAUUCAACGUGGUUGUCCAAUCAAUGCUCGUGAUUACAAUGGUUAUACUGCCUUGCACUUUGCUGCUUUGCAUGGACGUGUGAUGAUCGCACGUAUGUUGAUCGGUCAAGGAGCAAAUGCACGUAUUAUCUGCGAGGUUGGCCGCGAUGCUUUGGAUGUCGCACGCGAAAGCGAACAAGUUGAUGUUGAAACAUUGUUGGAAGAUCACCUCGGUCUGUCAAGUCUAUACAAUCGUCUCGUUGAAGCAGAUGAUGAGAGCGACGAAGACGAGCUCUCAGCCGAGAUUGACGAUGACAAUGUCAGCUCUUACGUCGAUGAAGAAAGUGAGAAUUACCUCGAAGAUGAGGAGGAGUCGGACUAUCAAGAUGAGGAUGAUGAACAACUUGAACGCGGAGAGCAUCCUGCUUUGACAGCGUCAAUAGACUUUGAGCCAGCAUCUGCUCGCGCUAAAAAGCAAGAAGCUCUUGGAACAUCAUCGAACGAAAAAGAUUCACAAAGCAUCAACGAAAAAGCAGCCGAAGCCGGUGAAGAACGUAAAGCUGGAUUGAAAGGUCUAGUCUUUGGAGGCUUGGACUUUGCUAAUCGUGCCCGAUUUGGAGUUCCAACAGCUUUGCAUGGAGGCUUCACCCACUUCAAUGUUCCCGUCGUGUCUGUCUUCCAAAUGGCACUACCUCCGAGCUUCACCAAUUGGGGAAGUAUCGCCCAUUCCAAUGAGGAAGGUUCAUCCUCUCAAGCAAGUGCAGAAAAGUCAGUAACAGAAGAUGACAAGACCCAAUCCAGUGCUUCUAUGUGGCGCAACAUCUUCGAGGAAAGCGCUCUAUGGAUCAAUCCUCUAUCAUCUCCACCACCUCCAGCAUAUGAUUCUCUACAUGCACCUGCCAUUGGUGAAAGUAGAUUCCCUGCCAUUGCAUCAACAUCAUCCUCCCAAGACUCAGCCCGGCUGACACCAAAAGCCAUCUCUUCCGAACAAACACCAACACGUCCACGCAGCGUGAGCAUUGAUGAUCAAUCAAGAGUGGAAACUGCUUCCACGCCAUCGUCCAGUAAAUCACCCUCACGCAAGGCAAACAAAUCCGCCUCAACACCAGCAGGACUUUCAGUUGAAAAUCGUACCAAGAAAAACGAAAAACAAACGUCAAAGAUUCGUCAAAAUGUGAUUGCACGUGCGCCUUCUUCCCUUAAAGAUGAUCGAAUGCUGGUCUACUUUUGGUUACCGAUCCUUGUUUCGGUUUUAUUACUUCUUUGUUCCGCCAACCCUUCUUCGAUUCUCAGUUAUGGAGACCUGAUGAGCUUUAUGCCUUUCUAA